Molecule: messenger RNA, 3686 nt
Organism: Oreochromis niloticus (Nile tilapia)
Lineage: Eukaryota; Metazoa; Chordata; Actinopteri; Cichliformes; Cichlidae
Product: cytosolic 5'-nucleotidase 1A
Exons: 6
Coding region: 1218-2333 (371 amino acids)
Biological process (GO): nucleotide metabolic process; adenosine metabolic process
Cellular component (GO): cytosol; cytoplasm
Molecular function (GO): nucleotide binding; 5'-nucleotidase activity; magnesium ion binding
Source: RefSeq, a predicted model, not a curated record
CUCCCUGCAUGGCCGUCUGCUCAGUAUCGUCUUCCCAGCAGCAUUUUUAGCUGCUGAAUUGCCUGUUUGCUGUGAUAAAAGCCCAGCUAACACUAUUAAUAAUGCAUUCAUGUUCUUCAAAGCACGACAUGCACUUUCAUCUUUGUUUCCUGCAUCACUUUCCUGUUCCUCUGACUGAUGCCAGUGUUUGGUUGGGAGGCGGGCUGCACUGCCUCUUGUGUCCACACACCCAAUCAGAUCUAGAUGUUGUGCUGGAGUCCCAGCCUGUCUGACUCUGUGGCCGUUGCUUGGAAACUGCAACCAUGGCUUUGUAAUUCAAUCCAACGAAUCGUCCUCAAGGGAUUAAAUGGGAAGGAGGCAAGGAGGCAUUAUUUGUAAAAGCACGGGGGAGAGUAAAUGACCCAGGAUGGACUCGAUUUCUCACACUGCUGAACAGGAGCAUGAAAUGUUAGUGAGUGGAAAGCACAUGGGAUGCAAUGUGCCUAAUUACUCUUGCAGUUAAAUCUAAUAAAGCCAUAUAAUAAUAAAAUGCACUAAUAAUAACAACAACAAUAAUUAUAAUAAUUAUUAUCAUAAUCACAGCCCUAAUAAUAGCUGUAAUGUUGUGCUCUUUGUUAUAUCAGAUGCUACAUCUCUAGGCAAGGAGGGCUAUAUUUCAAGCAUCGUGACACAUCCCUCCUCUGACACACCAGCGUGCUCUGUCCAAUAGGCAGCAACAAGCAGUUGCCACACACUUUCUCACGUGGUGUCGUACUGCUCCAGGAAGUUAGACACUGAAAGGGUUAACAAAGAGGAGGAGGAUGCAAAAUGGUUUGAAGUCAGUAUGUGUGAGAGAGAGGAAAGAGAAGCAAGGAAGAGCUGAGGAAGGAAUGUCCUAACACGCGUGAUGCUAGAGAUAAAAAGGGAAGUGCUUGCAGCUUGAAUUUAGCCCUUUUCCUGAAUCUCUCUCCAUCCUCGUCCUGCAACAUCUUGCUGCUGCUUCAGCCUUAUUAGAGCUAUAUUAUAGCUAAGUGGCUCUGCAGCUGCAGCAAUCAGGCUGAUCUCAUCUCUUGAGUGCAGCAGGACUGAAUUCAAAUUCUAAAUGUGCGAGAGUGAGUGAGGACUUUGUUGGGAACUCCUGCCAGAGAGAGAGACGGGGACUAACAAAGUGAGCCAUCGAGGGGAAACGCUAGGGCUCAGUGUGGUCCUGGAGGAGAGUGGUGAACCACAGAGGUAAGAUGAGUCUAAACAACGGCCAAAGUCUGACUGUCGGCGGACAAGAUUUCACCAAGAAUGGAGGCAACAGCAGCCGACCCCCUUGGGAAGAUGCGAGGGCAGUUUUGAGGCCCUCGACCCCCACCAGGAAACCUAAAUCACCCAAGCCUGAAAAUGCCAUCACCAUCGCCGUGUCAUCUCGAGUCCUCUUCAACAUGGAGAAGGAGCAGCAUAUCUAUGAACAGCAAGGCAUGGAAGAGUACAUCAAGUACCAAGUGGAGCACGAAACGGAGGCGUUCAGCCCUGGACCUGCUUUCUCCUUUGUCAAGGCUCUGGAGGCUGUGAACGCUAAACUGAGGGAGCUUUACCCCGAGAGCGAGGAGCUCUUUGAUGUUGUGCUCAUGACCAACAACCACGCAAAUGUGGGCCUAAGACUCAUCAAUACCAUUAAUCACCACCAGCUGUUUAUUGAGCGCUUCUGUAUGACUGGAGGAAACAGUCCCAUAGGAUACUUGAAGGCCUAUCACACUAAUCUUUACCUGUCUGCUGACCCUGUCAAGGUUCGUGAAGCUCUGGCAGAAGGUAUAGCAGCAGCCAUCAUGUUCACUCCGGAGAAGAUGAAGGAAGUAUCGGACACUCAGCUCCGUGUUGCCUUUGAUGGCGAUGCCGUCCUCUUCUCAGAUGAGUCUGAGCGGAUUUGCAAGGCCCAUGGACUGGACAAGUUCUUUGAGCACGAGAAGGCGCAUGAAAACAAGCCUCUAGACCAUGGGCCACUGAAGGGCUUCCUGGAGGUUUUAGGAAAGCUCCAGAAGAAGUUUUACGGCAAAGGUCAGCGGCUGGACUGCCCUAUUCGAACCUACCUCGUGACAGCUCGGAGUGCAGCCAGUUCUGGUACCAGAGCCCUAAAAACGCUGCGCUCCUGGGGUCUGGAGAUCGAUGAAGCUCUCUUUCUUGCCGGCGCGCCCAAAGGCCCAAUGCUGGAGAAGAUCAGGCCACAUAUCUUCUUCGAUGACCAAAUGUUUCACGUGGAGGGGGCAGCAGAAAUGGGGACGGUGGCGUGCCACGUGCCAUAUGGGAUCGCUCAGAGAGUAGUAAAAAAGGGAACAAAGGACAAAGAGACUCCUAAUGCAUCCAAAUAGCUGAGGUAUCACUGUGCAGGAGCACAGUAUACAGGGGCAUUGGCAUUUAGCAUGAUUUUACUACUGGAAGAAGUACGCUGUCCUGGAUUAACAGUGCAGGUAGUUAAUGCAAUAUCACAUAAUUAAAAAUAUAUAUGUUAAUAUUUAUCAAAGCAUUUAUUUUUCGCUAACACAUCAUUAUUAUUUUUAUCAGCAAGUAAAAAAUUUACAGGUUGUAUCAAAUGGCUUUAUUAAUUAAUCUUACGGAUUUACAUUAAGAUAUUAAACAGACAUUAAACGUUUAUAUUGCCAGGUUAUAAUAAUUUUCUUUUAACUAUAUAACAGGGAUUGCUGUUGAAAAUGCUGUUAACAAUUUUUUAUAAAACAUAAUAAAACACAGAAUUUAUUGACAGAAUAAAGAAUGAACUUUCCACAAAGAGAUUCGAGUCAACAUGAAUUAAUCGUCAUCUUAUUCUGUUCUAUUAAAUCUGAAUAAAUCAUUCAGGCACCAUUAUUAAAAGUCAUUAGUCAUAAAACCCUUAAUCAAGAUGAUGUCCUAUUAUAACCUGUUUCUUAAAGUGGCAUUUCAAUUUAACAUUUAUUCUUGGUGAUUCAUCUUCCGUACAAAACAGAUAUUCAUUUAUUUUCUUUACUGCUAUAUGUUUAAGUGACAUAUCUUAUAAAAGAGAAAAAACUUUUUCAAAGUAUUGGAAAUACUCAUACUCUAAAGGAUAAAUUUAUUAGACUCUAUAUUUAUUUCUAAAUAAUAAUAUUUAGACUCCAGGAUACUAAAGAAACAUGAAGGAUACGUUUUUGUUUUGUGGAUUUGUGCAAUUCAUUCACUUUAAUUCUUGUCUUCAAGUUUGAGUUUUGCAAGCUGGUGCCUUCUGUUGUUGUCUUCUGUUGUAUUAUGAUGUAUGCUUUUAUGUGACUUUUGCAUGUUGGUGGUAUAUAUGCUGUAUAUGUAGGUUAUAUGAAUGUACCUUAAGAUUUAAUAUUUUUGAAAAUAUGUAUGUACGUUACUUUUUAUUUAUUUAAUGUUUCUCCUUGUUCACGAUGACAGAGAGAAGUCUAAAUAUAUUCAGCGUUUACUAACCGUUACCAUGUGCAGUUUUAAUUUCUACUACUUUCUCCUGAAGUGCCGAAAGUUCAGUGUCCCAAGUUUUCAUUUGUCUGCCUCUGUCUGUCUAGUUUUGUCAUGAAGUUGUGUUGAUGCUGUUGCACUUUAUCGUUCUGUGAAUGAAUGUGAAGAAAGUUGGUGUUGAAUGAGACCAAUGUUGCUGUCAGAUGCGAAAUCUGGUUAAAAGUGGGACAAAUGUGUAGCUGUUUUUCUGUUUCAAAAUGGAAGUAAAAACCUUGUAAAAAAUAAUUGAA